Molecule: messenger RNA, 2027 nt
Organism: Melopsittacus undulatus (budgerigar)
Lineage: Eukaryota; Metazoa; Chordata; Aves; Psittaciformes; Psittaculidae
Gene: SPAG16
Product: sperm associated antigen 16
Exons: 17
Coding region: 1-1854 (617 amino acids)
Biological process (GO): axoneme assembly
Cellular component (GO): axonemal central apparatus
Molecular function (GO): protein binding
Source: RefSeq, a predicted model, not a curated record
AUGGAGGAGGCUGCGGGCUCGGAGGUGUCCUUCUGCCUGCAGAAAUUUACCAUAACAGAUGACUCUAAGGAUGAUCACGAGUAUGAAGAGGUUCCACCAGAUGAUGAGUCCAGUCUUCAAGAAGAGGAUGAAGAUUUGGCAAAGGCUUUGCGCACUAUUGAAGAGCAGGCUGAAGAUGCCCAAAUCUUAGCUUCACAAUCAGUUCUGACCUCUGAGAAAUCAGUUUCUGGAGUACCUGGAGCAAUGGAUGACUUCUUCUGCAAUUUCCUGGUCAGAUUGGGAAUGUCCAGAACCCUUGACUGCUUUCAAACAGAAUGGUAUGAACUUGUACAGAGAGGCCUGCUCACAGCCAAAGACAUUGAAUCGGUUCCAACUGUGUAUAUCCGCAACCAGCAACUUGAGGCUGAAAAUAUGCAAUUGAAGAAAGAUCUGGAAAACUAUAAACAUGCUGCAAACAAAGCAAAAGAGGCUUUCCUAAAAAUGCAGAAGGAGCGUGACUUCCAUCGAAUGCAUCAUAAGCGAGUUGUCCAGGAGAAAACCAGGCUUAUUUGUGACAUCAAAAGGCUAAAGGCACAUUAUGCAUCAUAUGAACCAGUGCUCAAGCAGUUGACUGAAAAAUACCAGACUGCUCUGAGACAGAAAAUGUUAACUACUUUGGAGAAAGACAGAGCAGUUGGGCAGGUUGCAGAUUUGCAAGCCGCACUACAAAACUUAGAGCCUGGAUGUGCUAUUCAGAUGCCUGUGACAAAAGUAGGCCAUGAAUGUUCAGGGAUGAAGUGGCUGGAAGGUCCCACCCAGAAAGCUCUUCAGAAAGCCAGGCAGCAAAAAAUCCUUGAUGUUGAAAGCUUUCCAUCUGAUCCAGUCAAAGAUGCAGAGAAGACAAGCAAGAGAGAACCAAAGGAUGCUGAGGUUCCUAUUGAUAUUCAAGUGACCACACACAUGCAUCCUGAAGAAUACACUCAAUGCCUGAAAUAUGGAGAGUAUAAACUGAGCAGUGUUCUGAAAGUGCACAACUUCGCAGUGAGCUGCUUGGCUUCACAUCCCCGAAAAGACAUUGUAGUCACUGGUAGUGAUGAUCACCUCUGGAAAAUGUGGGCUUUACCUGACGGGAGCAUCAUCAUGACAGGUGAAGGUCACACUGAUUGGCUUUCAGGCUGCUGCUUCCAUCCAAGUGGCACUCAGCUGAUCACUUCAAGUGGGGAUACCACAGUGCGGCUAUGGGACUUGGCAAAACGUGCCUGCGUUCUGACUUUAGUAGAACAUACCCAAGCUGUAUGGGACUGCUCGUGGCAUUCGUGUGGUGAUUUUGUGGCUUCUGCCUCCAUGGACAACACAAGCAAAAUAUGGGAUAUUAACAGUGAGAAAUGCAAAUACACAAUGUAUGGCCAUAAGGAUUCAGUCAACAGCAUUGAGUUUCUUGCAUUCUCCAACAUUGUUCUCACUAGCUCUGCUGACAAGACUUUGUCUCUGUGGGAUUCCAGAACGGGUCUCCGUGUCUACACAUUCUAUGGUCACCUGCAUUCCUGUAAUCAUGCUACAUUCAACCUGAAGGGUGAUUUGAUUGCUUCCUGCGACUCCUCCGGUAUGAUGAAGCUCUGGGACAUUCGGAAGUCAGUCCCUGUUUUAUCUGUAGAUGCAGGCCCACAUCCAGCCAACCAGGCCGUCUUUGAUCACACCGGUCAGGUCGUGGCUCUGGCGAGCGGCGAUGGAUCCGUUAAGGUUCUGCAAGUUGAAUCUGGACGGCAAUCCAGCCUGCGGGGCCACAGCGGCGAAGUGCACAGCGUCGGCUUCCAUCGCCGGUUAAAGCUGCUGCUCUCCGGGGGUGCCGACGGUAAGGUUUGUCUCUGGAAAUGAGGACCAGCACGCUGCUGAACCUAACCUUCAUCUCAUGGAACAAGAACGGUUUGACAAGAGAGCAGUGAGGGCUUAGUGAAUUGUUUUCAUAGGUAAUGUGUGCAGUGGGAAUAACCGCCCGAAAGGAGUAUUAGUCUGUGUUUUAUCCAAAUAAAAACCCCAAUUUCUCCCUC